GAAGGUAGUAUUUCAUACCGUAACAGGCCGUAGGUGUUAUUUUAUGAAGCAGUUGGGUAUGGAAUCUGCCAUCAAUAAAUACUUUGCAAAAUACGACGCCAACCUUAACUCGGUGCCAACGGUUAUGCCUAAUCACUUGAAUCUCAGCCUACACACCUUCCAUAAUACUAUGAUGAUAUAGAUACAAAAUAUAUUAAAUCCGAAUAUCUGGUGUAUCUUGCACAUCGAUUUUCUUUAGUGAGAUUCACGAAACAGCUUGUUAUGUACACCUAGUCAUAGAAUCUGUGCCAUUUAUUAACCACAUAUUAAGUCAUAACACAUGCGACCGAGAUCUUAUAGAUAUGGUGAUGAUAUUGGACUUUUGGUGUUAUGAAACAACAAUAUCUGAUUACUAGACAUCGCAUAGUAGUUGACGGUCAAAUUAGUACCGUGGUAGAUUAGACAGGAAAUGCCAGAACAACAAACCGCUAAACCUGCAUUGCAGGUAGAUGCCUUAGGAAGGAAAGUAUGGGACAAAACGUACUAUGCGAAGGUGGCUGAUGCCAAAACAGGGGGUAAAGGGGAUAAUAUAGAGCAAUCCAUCGCAACACUCUUACCUGAUCCUAAUCGGAAAGUUGUACAUAGCGUACCAGAAGUACGGGAAAAUCUCAAAAGGAGAAAGGAAUUUGUGGAUGUUACCAAGGAUGUUGGUAAAGUUAGAGUAAUCAAUGCUUUGACUCAUAAAUCGCAACAAGGUGGAUUUUACUGUAAAACAUGCGACUGUAUCCUUAAGGAUUCACAAGCAUAUAUGGACCAUCUCAAUGGACGUAAACAUAACCGGAUGCUGGGAAUGACCAUGCGUGUGGAAAAAGUCGAUCACAAAGCUGUAGCCGAGGCCCUUCGUAGGCGCAUUAUGCAAGAACAUUCCGCAAGUACAUCUGUGACAGAUCUCCAGAAGGAUGCUGAAGAGCGAAUUAAGGAGCUGGAGGCAGAGGAACGCGAAAGGAAGAAAAAACGGAAAAUGUGCAAAAAACUCAAAAAUAAUAACAUUGAAAACAUGAACGUGAAAACUGAGCUUGAUGGCACAAAUGAUAUGUUGGAAGAUGAAACUGCUAAACUCAUGAAAUCAUUAGGAAUGCCAACCAACUUUGCACAUGCAAUGAAAUAAUAACUGUAUUGUCCCAUAAAACAAAUAUCAAAAUCAUUUA
Molecule: messenger RNA, 1187 nt
Organism: Babesia bovis T2Bo
Lineage: Eukaryota; Apicomplexa; Aconoidasida; Piroplasmida; Babesiidae
Product: Zinc-finger double-stranded RNA-binding family protein
Exons: 1
Coding region: 449-1147 (232 amino acids)
Biological process (GO): mRNA splicing, via spliceosome
Cellular component (GO): U4/U6 x U5 tri-snRNP complex; spliceosomal complex
Molecular function (GO): nucleic acid binding; zinc ion binding
Source: RefSeq, a predicted model, not a curated record